AUGGCUCAAACCGCCGAGACACAUUGGAGAAAAGUACUGAUAGUCGUACCAAUAGUUGGCACGGCUGUCGCGACAAUCAUCUACGCACUUCGUCUUUAUGCUCGGCAUAUGGUCAUACAGAAACUGCGAGUCGAGGACGUGUUCAUGGGCAUAGGUCUGAUCUUUACCUGGGGUGUUGCAGUUUGUACUGUAUACGCGGCCUUCAAGGGCAUUGGGAAUGGGAGAACUAUUUGGACAUUAGAGCCUAGAGAACGGGGUAGUAUUGCACUGGCCGACUGGAUUCUCCAGAAGUUCUGGCCCGCUGCUCAAAUCUUCGUCAAAAUUUCCAUCAUUCUUUUCCUUCGCCGCCUCCUUGAUUGCGUUCCAAGUUUCAGAAUAUACGCAACAAUGGUCAUCGUUCUAGUGGUCGCGUGGGGGAUUACUGCGAUAGUGGGAAAUACCUUCCAAUGCUGGCCAGUACAAUACUAUUGGAUCAAACACAUACAAGGCGACUGUAUGAGUGGCCAGAACACGUUUUUCAUUAUCAUUGGUUCUGUAUCGCUGGCCCAAGAUGUGCUCAUUCUAUGCCUGCCACUACCGAUAGUAUGGAAGCUACAGACCCCAUUGCGACAGAAGAUUGAGAUCACGCUGCUAUUCUCAAUUGGUUGCAUGUAUGCGAAAAACCCCAAGCAGAGUAAAACCCGAGUGCUAAUUGUCUACAGAGUCUGCAUAUUCAGCGUUUUUCGAUUGAUUGCAUUGAGAGAAUUCCAAACAGAGAACUUAACAGGUGGUGAUUUUUCCAUAGCACACAGCUCCUUUACCUUGCUCUGGACAAUCUUGGAACUCGACGUGGCGAUCAUAUGCGGAUGCCUCCUUCUAAUGAAGCCAUUUUUCCAGUCCUGUAUAGGAUAUAUGCGAAAUGGCACCACACGGCUGAACAGCGGAUCUCAGUCCCGUGGCUGA
Messenger RNA from Penicillium manginii, 942 nucleotides. RefSeq lists its product as uncharacterized. Bases 1 to 942 code for a protein of 313 amino acids. The record is from RefSeq and is a predicted model, not a curated record. The transcript has 4 exons. NCBI's taxonomy places the organism in Eukaryota, Fungi, Ascomycota, Eurotiomycetes, Eurotiales, Aspergillaceae.